Paramecium sonneborni is the source of this 2180-nucleotide messenger RNA. The record is from the annotation of a GenBank genome assembly. Lineage: Eukaryota; Ciliophora; Oligohymenophorea; Peniculida; Parameciidae.
AUGGAAAAAGAUUAAGAGACUAAAAAUAUAGCUAAUAAUUCUAAAAAUACAAGAUCAAACUCUUCAAUAAAUUAUUAAGUAGAAGAAAUAGAUUCUUUUUGGAAUUACAAUCUUCGAUAAAAAGCAACUCUAGAUGUAUCAAAGAUAUUUGAGUUUCAACUCAAAGGUGAAAACUUAAUUUAAUAGAUUGAACAAAAUAUUAAAAUUAUAUUGAGGCCAUAAAUAGAUUAAGUAAAAAUAUCGAUAUGAUUAGUUUUUAAAAAUAAAUAAAAUAAAUCUGAAAUUGUUAAAAUAUCCAAAAAUAGAAUGGAUUCCUUAAAAUAAAUAAGUUUAAAAUGUCUAAAAAUCAAAUAUUCCACUUGAUACUUAAGUAUUUUUACUUUUAAACUUCAAUCAUAAUAAUAUUACACAUAGCAUUUAUCCAUAAUCUGUACAUUAAUAUACAACAUAUAUGAAAAUUGAUUAAAAUAUUAAAGUAUAUUUCUUUUUUAUUUAGAGAUUGGAAAUUUAAGAUAUUAUCUUUAAAUAUAAUUUUACUACAGAUUAAAGAGAAAAAUAUAAGUUAGAAGUCUUAAAAAUACCUAGAGAUGUUUGGAGAUCAUAAGAUGGUAUAAUUGAAAUGAUACAAUUAAAUGCAAAAUAUGCUCUACAUCAUUUAGAUAUAAGUAAAUUCUAUUUUAUAUUUAUUUAUUUAGUUUAAUUAUAUUCAUUGUAUCUAUUUAUAGUAGAGAAGAAUAAUAUCUCACAUCUAAAUUUUGAAGAUUUAUAAAAAUUUUUAAAAGAUAGGAUGUCAAAAAAAAAUAUAUUUUUGAAGAUAAAUUUAUAUUCUUUGGGUUCAAUUUUUCUUUAAUUUUCAAAUAAACAUCUUGAAAAAAUUAAAACAACACUUUUUUAAAAGAUAAACUAUAUAUAAUAAUUUGAUUUGCAUUAAAUUUAACAGCUUUCAUACAAAUCUUUUUAAACUCAUGAAUAUAUAAAUAAAGAACAAGCUUUUUUGUGUAAUUCUUGUUUAAGAUUUUCAUCAUAAUGCAAUUGCUAAUUUAAUAAUAAAAUUUCUUAAUUAAGAAAUUUAUUAGAUUAUUGUUAAGCUUUAAAUUAUAAAAUAAAGGGUAAGAAAUUAGUAUGGGUUAAUGAUGUUUUGCAAUUUAAUUAAAAAUAUGCAUGUAGUAAUUAAUGCUAUAAGAAUUUUAACAAUUAAAAUUAUUAAAAAAAAACAAAUUUGCCUUAAAACUUUAUUGAUUAAUAUAAGAAAUUAAAAAUUGAUUAAGAUCCAUGUAUAAUAGCUAAAUAACAUAAUAUAGAUUGUUUAUCAAUAUUUUUAUUAGCAAGAGUUUAAUAUCAUGAAUUAAGAGAACAUUAUAUAAAAACUAUAAUAUAAAUUUAAAAAUAAAAGGAUUAGAAUGCCUUAAUUAAUAAUCCAUUUAAAUCUGCAUCACUUUAUAUAUAAUGUUGUCAUAAAUAAGAUUUUAAUUGUUAACAAUGUAAAUGUGAAAUAUUUUGUUCUAAAUAUUGUGAUUGUUCUUAAAAUUUAUGUAUCAAAAAAUUUAAGGGAUGUAAUUGCAAAGAUAGAUGCUCAUCAGAUGGCAAAUGUACAUGUCGAAAAAAUAAUAAUGAAUGUGAUCCUUUAAUUUGUAAAUGUUGUAGUUCAGAUUCUAAAUCUAUUUGUUCAAAUACUUAAAUUUUAAUAAAAAAUUUGAAACUUACUCUUUUAGGAAGAUCUACAGUUUGUAAUGGACUUGGAAUAUUUUCAAAAUAAUUUAUAAUGAAAGGUGAAUUAAUUAUUUAAUACAUUGGUGAAAUUCUAAUUGAUGAUGAAGAAGAAAUUAGAGACUCUUUUGAUGAUACAUUCUCAUUUUAUAAUUAUUAAUUAAGUGAUGAAAGAUAUUCAUUAGAUAGUCGAUUUUGUGGAAAUGAAAGUAGAUUCAUCAAUCAUAACAGUCUAAAAUUAAAUAAUUGUAGAACAAAACAAAUGUUUACUUGUGGUAAAAAUUAACAAAAUUUAAUUAUUAUUAGGUUCGUAUCAAUUGGCUAUUUAUGCCAUUAAAAAUAUUGAUCCUGAAUAAGAAAUAUUGUUGAAUUAUAAUGAAGGAGAAUCACUAAAUAAAGAAAUUCAUAAUUGGAAUGAUUAGCAAUAAUAGUAUUGGAAUUAUCUAUAAAAUACUGUUAAGAAAUAAAAAUGA